AGCAUGAAUGUUGCGGGACGAAAGCAGCGCGCCAUUAUUGAACAUGAAAAAACGGAUUUUAUUUUAAUAUUCAUACAUUUUUCGAAUGAACAAAGAAAACGAUGGAAAGCGUCUUCAUUGCUCUCUCUCUCUUGCUCAUUAAUGUUGUUUCUGCAGGUUAUGAGCAAAUAUCUGUGUCAGUGAAUGUGGGGGAUUCGCUCACUCUACACACUGGAUAUAUAAGAAAACCAGAAGACAAGAUGAGAUGGUAUUUUGAAGACAAUCGUAUAGCUCAAAUCAAUGGAACCGUCAUGAAGAUCUGCACUGAUGAACAUUGUGAUGAGAGUUUCAGAGACAGACUGCAGAUGAACAAUCAGACUGGAGAUCUGAACAUCACAAACAUCACAACUGAACACACUGGAAAUUAUCUACUAGAGAUUAUCAGCUCAAACUUCAGUGAGAAGAUCUUCAAUUUAACUGUUGAAGCUGGUGUUUCCGGGACUGAUGUAAUUAAGAAGGUGAAGGAGGAAGAGUCUGUCUCUUUAGAUUCUGGUGUAACUGAAAAACUAAAUGAUUCGAUCACAUGGUAUUUUAAUGGUAUUCGCAUAGCUCAGAUCAAUGGGAAUCCCAGUGAGGCCUGUACAGAUGUGCAGUGUGAUACUGGAAAUGAGAGAUUGCGAGAACGAUUGGAGCUGAAUCAUCAGACUGGAUCUCUUACCAUCAUAAACACCAGAAUCACAGACACUGGAGAAUAUCAACGAGAGAUCACCAGCAGCAGCAUCAGUCGUCGUCGCAGCAUCAGCUUCAGCAGCAGAAAGACCUUCAGUGUUACAGUCAUUAAAACUGGGAUGUCCUCCGGUGUUAUAGCUGGUAUUAGUGUUGGUGUUCUGCUACUGGCUCAGCUGCUGUUGCUGUUGUGAUUUACUAUAAACGCAGGAACCGUGGAGAAAAUCCAGAGAAAUACAAACAAGUGACCACAUGAGAAGACGAUUGAAGUUUAAUCAUCAAACUAACAUCAUUGAUGAACAACAAACAAUCACCGCAACAUGAUCCUGAUCCAGACCAGAAGACAAGUUUAUUUUCCUCUAUCUGAAAGUUCAUGCUACUAAUAAUCUGAAGUGAAUUACAGCUCUGGAAAAAAUUAUGAGACCGCUGCAAAAUAAUGAGUUAAUCUGGAUUUACAAUUUAUAACUAUGUGUAACAUUUUAGUUUUCUAUAAAGUACUGAAACAUUUCUCCCAAAUGAAUUUAGAAUACUUUAUAAUUUAUAUUUCCAUUGAUCUGAGUAACGAAAACACCUUUAAAAUACCACAGAACUGCUUGAUCUGGGGUUUUCUCAACACCAGUCGUUAGAUUGACCGACUCUCCCACCUUUACUGUCAUUUCAUCACCAGCAACACCUGGAGACACAAAUAAACACUUUAAAUUUAAUUGCCUUUAGUUUCAGAGAGGGCAACUAUGCUAGAAAAUUUUAAGUUGUGUGACAGUCCCUCAUAUUCCUCACAAUUACUUAAAAAGCGAGGAGUAAAUUAUAACCCAUUUUAAGAGAAAGUCAGUUUAUACAAAGUGAAACUGCAGUUCAUCACAGGAUUCUAACAUCAUUGAUGAACAGCAAACAAUCAUCGCAACAUGAUCAUCGUGUUUUCCAGAACACAAGACAAGUUUUUUUAUUUCUUCAUCUGAAAGUUCAUGCUGCUAAUAAUCUGAAGUGAUCUACAGAUCUGGAAAAAAUAAGAGACUGCAAAAUGAUCCGUUUCUCUGGAUUUACUAUUUAUAGGUGUGUGUUUGAGUAAAAUGAACAUUUUAGUUUUAUUUUAUAAAGUAUUGACAACACCUGCGAAAUACCACAGAAUUGCUUCGUCCGGUGGUUUAGUAACACCAGAGUUUAGAGCGACUCCUCCCGCACGUUGGGUUGUGUCUAACUAACACUGGUAACACUCGUGCAUUUACUGCUGUGACCUCGAAUAAUGCAAAGAAAACACGUUCACAUUCAUUUAUAAACAAAACAAUAAUAAUGUCUUAAACAGUGUUGCCAACUUAGCGACUUUGCCGCCUCGCGUCCACAUCAUGUUUAUUUGUGCCGCUCAAGGCUGUAAUGCAAUAGAUGGUGCACUGUAGUCCUACAAUAAUUUUGUGCGUUUAGUGUAUAAAUAUAUAGAAAAACAAUACAACAGUAAAACAUCGAUACUUGCGUUAUUUUAAAAAUAUAGGCAACUGGCAGGUCUACUGUCUAUAUUUUUGAUUGAUAUUUCGCUAUAAGAUUAUAAAAGCUUUCUUAUCCGUGCAUGUGCAUGUAAUCUGUCAUUACCUUGACUGUAAUUAAUAAUCAAUUAAUAAUAAAACAGUAAUUAAAAAUUAUUAAAAAAUAUUAUUUUAAUAAUAAAUUCAAAUGAACAGAUUUUGUUUAUUAAAAAAAAAAAGUUGGCCUAUAAAUGCUUAUAGUGCAUUUUAUAUAAUAAUGAUGAAGAGGAAGAUGGAUGGCCACAUGGAAAAGCCGAGAUUCUUGAAGUUUUGCACCAGGAGUGGCAUAAAGUCACCCAACAGCAAUGUGAAAGACUGGCAGAGAUCAUGCCAACACGCAUGAAAGCUGUGAUUGAAAAUCAGGAUUAUUCCAGCAAAUAUUGAUUUCUGAACUCUUCCUCAGUUAAAACAUUAAUAUUGUGUUGUUUAAAAAUGAAUAUGAUCUUGUUUUCUUUGCAUUAUUCGAGGUCUGAAAACACGGCAGCUUUUUUGUUAUUUUGACAUGUCAUUUUCUGCAAAUAAAUGCUCUAAAUUACAAUAUUUUUAUUUGGGAGAAAUGUUGUCAGUACUUUAUAGAAUACAAUUUUUUUUUAAAUUUUACUCAAACCAGAGCUGUAUAUAUAUAUAUAUGUUGGCCAGGUAAACGAGAAAUCUCAGUGCCUGAUGAAUAUCAUCUCUACCAGUGUGACUUAUCUGUGAUUUAUAUAUAUAUACACACUCAGUGUUGGGGAGUAACAGAAUACAUGUAACAGGAUUACGGUAUUCCACUACAGUUACAAUUUAAAUCAGUUAUACUAAAAAAGUAUUUAGAUUACUGAAGAGAUUACUUUGCAUUUUAUUGUCAUUUGUUUAAUUUACUAUUUAGUUCUUUCAGAUGGAAAACAUUUAUAAUAUAAAUGAUCCAAAGUGCAUUUGAACAGCGGUGAAACACUUUCUUAUGAUGUUACAUUCAUACGAGCAGACAGAGAAGUACGUUUGAAGUUUGGAGCAGAAGAAAUAGAAAUAAACCUUUGAUAUUAGGGCAAAAAUCAUAUUCUUGAUAAUAAUAUUUUUAUUAUUUUUCUGUAAAAAUAUAUAAAAUCCUUAAAACAAGAUCAAUUUGAUUGAUCUUAUUUUAUCAACACAGCAUAAGAUAUUUAAGUUUUUAAUAUGUAUAUUUUGAGUUUUUAUUGUCAAAACGAGUGAAAAAAAUCUACCAGUGCUGAAGAAGUAAUCCAAAGUAUUUAGAUUACAUUACUGACCUCGAGUAAUCUAACGGAAUAUGUUACGAAUGACAUUUUACAGCAUGUAAUCUGUAAUCUGUAGUGGAAUACAUUUCAACAGUAACCCUCCCAACCGUAUAUGUAUGUGUAUAUUACACACUCAAAAUUCAAAAGAUUUGAAACACUUUUUAUUAUUUUUUUUUUCACAUUUUAGAAUAAUACUAAAGUCAUCUAAUCUAUGGAAUAAAAUAAAUGGAAUUAUGUGUUGAGAGUAACAGAAUACAUGUAACAGGAUUACAUAUUUAAAUGCCAAAUAUGAGUUUAAUUAUGGGAAUUAUGUUGUGACUAAAGAAAUCCAAACUGUUAUAUUUUAGCAUCUUCAUAAUAGACACACUUUUGCCUAGAAUUUGCCGAAAUGUACUCUUGACACUUCUUGAGGUUUCACCCUGAGAUUAUUUUUAAACAGUAUUGAAGGAGUUUGAAAACCUUUUUUUUUUUUACUAAAUUCUAGCUUUAGAAUUAAAUAAAUUAAUAUGGUGGCAUAAUUGUAUUUUUUUCUACAAAACUAAUUACAAACAUUUAAUCAAACUCCUCCAGAUCAAAAGAUUUUUAAGAUCAUGAGAAACGUUUCAGUCAAGUGUUUCAAAACUUUUAAGUGUAAAUACUUUUUAAAUAUUUUUUUAUUCAACAUGAUUUUGACCCGGUGCAACUUAUAUUAAGAUGCAACUUUAUUUUGGGAAAUACAUGUAAGUUUUGAAGUGUGCAGUUCUUCUCUGAUGAUAUAUUUUCUUCUACUCAUAUUAACCCUUUAUGGCAGUUACGGCAGUACAAUUAAUCGUUUUUUAAUCACUGUUUUAAUGCUGUUCUGCAUGCAACAAAGUCACUUUAUAUACUGAAUAUAAAAUCAAAUAUAACAACAACCAAAGAACUAAUCUACUGUUACAUUCAUCUCUGUAGUAUUAGUAUGUAUUUAAUGAGCAACUUUGCAUUGAAGCUUUUAUACUGUUACUGUCUUAUAACAAUGCAGAUUGUGUUGAUCUAUAUUUGCUUUAAUAAACAUC
This is a messenger RNA of Xyrauchen texanus (razorback sucker), 4482 nucleotides long. RefSeq lists its product as uncharacterized. NCBI's taxonomy places the organism in Eukaryota, Metazoa, Chordata, Actinopteri, Cypriniformes, Catostomidae. Bases 102 to 899 code for a protein of 265 amino acids. The transcript has 6 exons. The record is from RefSeq and is a predicted model, not a curated record.